AUGGGAUACAUAAAAACACCUCAAGUUGCCAGCUUACGGCGGGGCUUUGAAAUGGAGAAAAAAGCUAAGCAGGCAUUCAGAGAGCUCGAGUCGCCAAAACACGCGGACUUCAAUGUUAGAGAAUGUGGUCUCGUUGUUGCAGGAAACACGCCUUUUAUUGGUGCAUCUCCAGACGGUAUAGUGUCCUGUGCAUGCUGUGCGCAAUCAGUGCUAGAGAUAAAAUGUCCUGCAUCAAUGAAAGCGUAUUUUGUGGUUUUCACAGGAUCUUCAUUGACGACAGAAGUCAUAGCUUUUGACGAGAGCUUUUGGGCACAUGCUAAAGUCAAGGCAGAACAUUUUUUUUUCAGUAACAUAUUCCCAGAGCUGCAGUCAAUGCGUAUCUUCAAACAGAUUGAACGUGCAAAGGAAACGUGUCAUUGCAAUGGCAGCAAAUCGGGAAACAUUGUUGAAUGCUCUUUCUGCCAGGCAACAUUUCACCUGAAGUGUGUAAAACUUAGACGUACACCUCGGCAGUGGGCGUGCGCCAAUUGCCAAGGUAUUGGUUGCACUGAUGACAAGUAAGCACAGUGUUAGUUUUUUGCACUGUUCCUCUCAAGUGUUAGGAUAAAUAUUAGGAUUUCCACAUGGCAUUGAACCACUGUCCAACAACAUAUUUAGUU
Molecule: messenger RNA, 659 nt
Organism: Rhipicephalus sanguineus (brown dog tick)
Lineage: Eukaryota; Metazoa; Arthropoda; Arachnida; Ixodida; Ixodidae
Exons: 2
Coding region: 1-561 (186 amino acids)
Source: RefSeq, a predicted model, not a curated record